Ophidiomyces ophidiicola is the source of this 1083-nucleotide messenger RNA. RefSeq lists its product as uncharacterized. The record is from RefSeq and is a predicted model, not a curated record. Bases 1 to 1083 code for a protein of 360 amino acids. Lineage: Eukaryota; Fungi; Ascomycota; Eurotiomycetes; Onygenales; Onygenaceae. The transcript has a single exon.
AUGGCCCCCAGAUCCUUCCCCAUCCCGGCCUCCAUCCUCACAGCCCUCUCGCUCCCCCCUCCCACCGACCCCUCCAAAACCACCCUCUCCCCCCACGGCUCCGGCUCCGGCUUCACAUCCACCGCACACCUCCACGCCCUCGUCCCGGACCCAGCCAACCCGGCCCAAGAUGUCGAGAAGCACUUCUUCAUCAAGACCGCCAACCCCCGCGCCUCGCUCCCCGAUCCCAGCAUGGAGAUGGCUCGCGGCGAGUUCGCGGGCUUGAACGCUAUUGCGGAGGUGGUGCCGGGCUUGGGUCCGCGCGCGCUGGCGUGGGGGCAGAUUAAGUAUGAUGAGGAGAAGGAGGAGGGCGAGGGGUGGUUUUUGGCGACGGAGUUUUUGGACUUGGGCGGUCGCCGUGGGAAGCGGGCUGGGGAUGGAGCGGUGGUGCUGGCGAGGAGGUUGGCGGCGUUGCAUUCUAGGCCGGCGCCACCGCCGCCCACGAAGGUGGCAGCGGAGAUGAACAUCGUGAACAUCGCGCAGGGAGAUGCGGCCACGGGCAGUGGCGUGACGCCGCAGUUUGGAUUCCCCGUGCCGACGUUCUGCGGAGACGUGCGGCAGGAGAAUGCGUUUCGGCGGUCGUGGGCGGAGUUUUACGCCGAGCAGCGGCUGCGGAGUGUGCUGGCGGAGUCGGAGAGGAGGAAUGGGGCGGAUGGUGGUCUGCGGGAGCUGGUGGAGAGGGUGGCGCGGGUUGUGGUGCCGAGGUUGUUGGGGGAUGGUCAUCUGGGGUAUGAUAAGAACGGAAAGGGGAGUUGGAUUGUGCCGGUGGUGGUGCAUGGGGAUUUAUGGAGUGGGAAUGUGGGCAGGGGGAGGGUGGUGAGGAAUGAGGUUCGAGAUGCGAAUGGUAAUGGGGAUGGAGAUGGGGAGGUUGGCGAUAUUGUUUAUGAUCCGUCGGCUUGCUAUGCACAUAGUGAGUUUGAAUUGGGGAUCAUGAAGAUGUUUGGAGGGUUUGGCAGGGACUUCUAUGAGGAGUAUCACCGCCUGGUGCCCAAGACGGAGCCGGUUGAGGAGUAUUCUGAUCGAGUCUCGCUCUAUGAACUGUGA